UUGUAUAAUAAUAUUUAUAACAGUAACAGAGAAAGAGAAAAACAUAUUUAUGAUUAAAAACAUACAUUUAACAUUAAUUUAUAACUACGUCAUACCGGAAGCCGGUUAGCGGAACGACGGAUAUUGUAUUGUUUAGCAACUCAGUGCAGCAUGCUUUCAAUGUUUUGAUUGAAGGAUCAUUGUUGACAGAAAGGCCGGAGUCAUAAUAAUUUAGCGCGCCAUUAAAGAAAUACAUAUUGCGGCCUGAAUUCGGCCAGUUUGAAAUAUACUUUGACAAUAUGCUGGAAAUUCCAGAGACACAACCACCAAAACCCGAAGCAGAUCGAAGGGACAAUGAGUGCAUAGGACAAAAGAGGAGUGCAACUGCAAAUAGAGUCGUGACCCUCCAAACGCGGACGAGAGCCCCUGGACCCGUUGGAAGGGGGCCGUUAGUCCCUUCUGUGUGGCAGUUGUGAAGGAAGUGGCUUUGGUGUCCCUCUGCCCCGCACAGGGAAUGAAGGUGGAGCCGGACUUCGUCACCUUCACCCCCGCGGAGGAGCUGCAGUACCUGAGGGCGCGGGUGCAGGAGCUGGAGCGGGACAAGGCCGAAAUGGCGGAGGAGAACCGGAGGCUGAAGGACAUGCUGAUGAACGAGAUUCCCUCUCUUCUGUGCUCCAUGAAGCAGACCCUGUCCGUGUGCACUGGCCGGGCGAGCGAGUCGGACUUCGGGGUGGCGGACGGCCCGGGCUUCGCCCAGCCGGCGCCGGACGGGUCCGAGUUCGUCCUGGCGGCGCCGGCCUGCGCCCGGAAGCCGGAGCGGGCCGAGUUCAUGCAGGCCGUCCCCGGCGGCGUCCCCCGGCGGGCGGACGGGGGCGCGUUCCUGCAGACGAUGGCGCCCGGCGCAGGGAGGCUCACCGACGACGACGGCGGCGUCGGCGGGGAGUACGUGGUCGCCGACGACAACGACGAUGACGGGGGCAUGGUCUGCCCCGUCGUCAUCACGGACGAGGACUGCCACACGUGUUCCGAUUCGGCGUGCAGCUCGCCGGACCUCCCCCCAGCCCGGGACUGCGCGGAGCUGGAGCACCGGCACGUUACCGGGAGCGACGGCAACCACGUGCGGCAGGUGGAGGUGUACCCGGGCUCCAGCGUGUUCUGCGAGGCCAGGGCGUGGCACGCGGCCAUCCAAGCGCCGUCUCCCACGGCGAUGGCGCGGACACUGUUGCUAGGCGUCUUCGACAUGGACACCCUGUUGCACAGCAACCUCAGAGGAGGGCGGAGCCGGAGGCCCACCUUCCCCAAUCACCGCGCGGGCCUGGACCCCCACAAGCUGGACGCUAUUUACAGUGCCACCCUGGCGAAGUUCCCGCUGGCCAGGAAGGGGCAGAUAGGCACCGGGAUCAACUCCAAGCUGUCGGAGAUCAGAUUCAAAUCCAGGAGGGCCAGCCGGGAAGGGAGAUACUUGUGAAGAGCUGGUCGCGGGAGGGUGCGAAAACUGUUCGCCCUGACGGUCUCUGGAUUAAUUAUUGAUUUGUUUUAUUUAUUAUUUAUUAUUAUUUUAUUUGGAUUAUUUUUUUUGGACAAACGCCUUGAUCCAGGGUGAACGAAUGGGCAAUAGAAGGUAAAGUGCCAAAAGCAAACAGAAAAUGCUCCCAAGUCCAAGCGCGACCCAUAGCACACGGCUAGGCUACACGAGAAGGGGACAGCGCAGGGCCCUCUUAUCCAAAACAGCACAACGAUUAAGAGCGUAGUUUGAGCCAGGAUCAUAGCUAGCGCUCGGCUAACGGUACAGCUACAGAAACGGCACCACUGGCUUGCCCCAGGGUCAACCAGCCGAAUUCUACCAGCAGAUGAAGGCAGAUCCAGUUUGGGUUACUCCACAUGUAAUCUCAAGAGAUUAGUCCUCGGAAGACAGUGGGAAGGUAGAGAGUGGCUCGGCUGUCCCGAACGAGGUCGGCAGCUCGUUCCGCCACUAGGGUCGGCGAGGGCUCGGUGAGCCGGGCCCUCCGUGCCGAGCGACGGGCCAGACGGCUGGCCGGCGGAAGAGCGCGGCAGGGCGGGAACGAGGAACGCGUACGAGGGCAUGUCGACAGCGGCAGCCGGGCCACAGAGGCCGAGAAGAGAUAAAAACGGUCUGAUGGCGUUAGCAGGGAGGUCAGCCGGGCAGCGGGCGGUUGCUAUGGCAGCACCGGGGGUCUGGAGCAGUUGCCGAGAGACGCAGACAGACAGACCAGGGCCGGGCUGUGAAGAAGGGGCAUUGUGAUGUCACAGGGAGAGAACCCUGGCGCUGUGUGGAAUGUCGCUGCGAGGUUGUUGGUAGUCUGAGAGCGGAGCGGCGCUGUCUCCUGAAGGCGCCGGUGGGGCCAGAUCACUUCUGCAUGAUUGUCUUUGAUGGGGGAGCCGGGGGCGCAGAACAGUGGGGGGGGGGCGAGCGGAGGAAGGCAGACUUGGAAGGACAACAGGAAAAGCAGCCAGCCCCGCUAGCCCCCGCAAAGCCCCGCCCACACGAGCGAGCGCAGCCUGCUCCAGCAGCCCGAGGGCCUUCGCGGGCUGAGCCGCUAACGUUAGCGCGCAGAUGUUUCCCGAAGACAUCUGGACGCGCAACCUCGGCUGGGACGUAGCUAC
Anguilla anguilla (European eel) is the source of this 2604-nucleotide messenger RNA. RefSeq lists its product as uncharacterized. The transcript is spliced from 5 exons. The coding region runs from base 494 to 1447 and encodes 317 amino acids. The record is from RefSeq and is a predicted model, not a curated record. Gene Ontology annotation, molecular function: DNA binding. NCBI's taxonomy places the organism in Eukaryota, Metazoa, Chordata, Actinopteri, Anguilliformes, Anguillidae.